Marasmius oreades (fairy-ring Marasmius) is the source of this 1163-nucleotide messenger RNA. RefSeq lists its product as uncharacterized. The transcript has 7 exons. Gene Ontology annotation, cellular component: Golgi apparatus. Gene Ontology annotation, biological process: protein O-linked glycosylation via fucose; GDP-fucose import into Golgi lumen. Lineage: Eukaryota; Fungi; Basidiomycota; Agaricomycetes; Agaricales; Marasmiaceae. The coding region runs from base 72 to 1163 and encodes 363 amino acids. The record is from RefSeq and is a predicted model, not a curated record. Gene Ontology annotation, molecular function: antiporter activity.
CUGCCAGUCAAUAUAUCAGCUCGCAGCGGAAAAUCUAUCGUCGCUGCCUAUUGAAUUAAGUCACGCCCACGAUGCGUGUACUUCUUCGACGCUUCUCUUCCCCAUCUAUAACAUGGCCCAACAAAAUGCUUCAAAACCGCCCUCCAAAAUAUUCGUUGCAUACUGGUGUGGUCGUGUUUUAUCUUGUGGCAGCGUUGUCGAUGGUCAUGGCAAAUAAAUGGGUUUUGGACGAAACCGGAGCACCUCUCUUCUUCCUUUUCACACAAAUGCUAAUUGCUGUUGUGCUCUUCCUCCUGUCGGACGCGUUCAAGCUUCUGCCAGAUCGAUUGAGUUUUGACCUGCAAAUAUGCAAAAGUCUUAUACCCAUGAUCGGUUUGAAUGUUGUUGGUCUCAGUUUCAGCAAUUAUACCUUGAAAUACGUCGAUGCAUCCUUCUACCAAGUUGCCCGUGGGCUCGUCCUCCCGUUCACAGUUUUUACUUCAUUCAUUGCCCUCCACGCGCGCCCUUCUCUCCAAAUUUUACUCGCGUGCGUUGUCGUAACCAUGGGCUUUUUCGUUGGAGUUUUCCUCGACGGUACACCUAUCUCUCGUGUGGGCAUCUUUUUUGGUGUUGUUAGCUCGGCAAUCACAGCUACACACUCUGUGGUGAUUAAACAGAGCUUGAAUGUCGUGAACGGAAGCACUCUUCUUCUCUCGUGGUACACGAACCUGGUUAGCGCUGUCGUGCUCAUUCCCAUUAUCUUGCUUGUUGGGGAAGGGAAGGAGGUUUUAAAGUUGUUCUUUGGCGCGGAUGAAUUGUUGAGAGCUUCUGGCGAAAUUAGCGCAUUGAGCAAAUUUAUGUGGGGCUCCCUCAUCACGGGUGCCCUCGGGUUCAUGAUGAGCAUUGCCAGCUUGCUUUCCAUUAAAGUCACUUCUCCCAUCACACAUAUGAUAUCCUCUGCUGUGCGGGGCGUUGCUGCCUCCCUCCUCGGGAAGUGGAUCUUCCAAGAUAUCAUUACAAGUGGGCGCGCCUCGUCGAUUGGGAUAAUUCUAGGGGGUUCCAUUUACUACACUUGGGUGAAACAUGUGGAAACGGAAGCACGGAAACCGAGCGGAGCCCAAUACGAACAACUGAAGAUGGAAGAGGCUGAGGCCGGGAAAAACACUAGUUCAAAACCAGAGUAA